AUGUCGAUCAGAAAGGAUUUCACCAGCACAACGACCAGCAGUGAAGUGGUCAAGGCUUACGCAGACAAUGUCAAGGGCCGUACUUUUCUCAUAACUGGUGCUGGCACACAAUCUCUUGGAGGAGAGACAGCUAUUGCCCUUGCACGAGACGCUUCUCCCGCGCAGCUCAUCCUUCCCGGCCGUUCUAUCAAUACAAUCGGCCCAGUCAUCGAUGAGAUAAAGGAAAUCAACAAGAAUGUGAAGGUGUACUACGUCCCGCUGGACCUUAGUGAUCCCUCUUCGACCCGUCGUGCCGCGGAGGAGAUCCUCAACAACCCGGAGAUCGCAAAGAUUGAUGUUGUGAUCAACUGCGCCGGUGUCAUGGGCACUCCCUAUACCCAGACUGCCUACAAAGACAAGGACGGAAAACCACUGGAACUGCAGUUCUCAGUCAAUCACCUUGGUCACUUCCUAUUUACCAGCAUCAUCUUCGAGAAAGUGCGGAAGGCAGCACCAGGCGCAAGGAUCGUCAAUGUCACCAGCUUUGGCCAUCGGUUGAGCGGAGUCCAGUUCGAUAAUCUUGGGUUUUCGGCUGGUACCAAAUAUGACACAGUUGACGCAUAUGGCCAGUCAAAGACAGCAAAUAUCUUGAUGGCGAGAUACCUCGCGGAUAGAAUCCCGUCUAAGGAUAUCGCAACCUUUUCUGUGCACCCCGGAGGAAUUUUGGAAACACGGCUUGCGCGCCACGAGUCUGAUACGGGCUUUGUCGCACAGGCUCUAGAGAGGAUUAAGCAGAUGCCUGACGUCGAUCUUGAUCCCCUCCAGCACCUGAAGAACAUUCCCCAAGGUGCUUCAACGAUUCUUGUGGCUGCCCUCGAUCCUUCCAUUCAAUCCCAAUCUGGUGCGUAUCUGGAUGACUGCCAGAUAGGUACCGCUGCGGAGUACGCACAGAACAAGGAGAAUUCCGAGAAGCUUUGGAAGUUGAGUGAGGAGAUUGUGGGACAGAAAUUCCCCGUUUCCGCCUAAACGGUGUGUGGUAAUGUGCAUGUGUAAAUAGUUUAGCUAGCCCUUACAUGUCAAAUAGCAUAUCUCAUCUCAUCCC
Paecilomyces variotii is the source of this 1081-nucleotide messenger RNA. Its product is annotated as short-chain dehydrogenase. NCBI's taxonomy places the organism in Eukaryota, Fungi, Ascomycota, Eurotiomycetes, Eurotiales, Thermoascaceae. The transcript has 6 exons. The coding region runs from base 1 to 1005 and encodes 334 amino acids. The record is from RefSeq and is a predicted model, not a curated record.